Messenger RNA from Mucor mucedo, 339 nucleotides. Its product is annotated as mitochondrial import inner membrane translocase subunit Tim54. Bases 1 to 339 code for a protein of 112 amino acids. The transcript has 3 exons. The record is from RefSeq and is a predicted model, not a curated record. Lineage: Eukaryota; Fungi; Mucoromycota; Mucoromycetes; Mucorales; Mucoraceae.
AUGCCUUUUGGAUUAAAAGUACCUUCCAAGAACACACUGAUUUUCAGUGGUGUUGCAGGUGGCAUUGCUGGUCUUGUCUAUUCUAGUAAUAAAUAUGCCCAAGAUGCCAGAACAAGACUUUCUCAACGAGUUUCUUUCCUCGCUGACAGACCUUGUGGUGUCCAUGAAAUGCCUCGUAAAGUCACAGUGUAUAUUACUGCACCACCUGGUGAUGGACUUGAAAAGAGUCGAACUUGGUUUCGUAAAUAUGUCAAGCCUAUUCUUGUUGCAGGUGCUGUCGAUUACGAAAUUAAAGAAGCUAAAUCACCUGGCCAAAUCGAAACUUCUGUCAUGGAAUAA